This is a messenger RNA of Rhincodon typus (whale shark), 1887 nucleotides long. It is a transcript of the gene c7h2orf69, whose product is annotated as chromosome 7 C2orf69 homolog. The transcript has 2 exons. The record is from RefSeq and is a predicted model, not a curated record. Lineage: Eukaryota; Metazoa; Chordata; Chondrichthyes; Orectolobiformes; Rhincodontidae. Gene Ontology annotation, cellular component: mitochondrion. The coding region runs from base 35 to 1246 and encodes 403 amino acids.
GAUCUGAACAUGCGCAGUCUGCAGUGGGCGAUACAUGCAGUGGGGUCAGGUGCCGCCAGGAGGCGCGGUGAGUGGGAGUCGCAGACUGGGGCCCAGGUUUCUGGGCCGAACCCCCCGGGGAGUUGCGGCUGUGUUUUUGCGCCUUGUCUCCGUUACUGUUGCUCCUGCGCGGGUGCUGGGCCUCGCCGCGAUGACAGGGCCCGGCUGGGUACCGGCGGCCACUCGGCUUUGGAAGGUGCCGGGGUUUGAGGUGCUGCGGUUCAGCGGGGUGUCGGGCUGGGGACCGGGCCACAAGAACGACCUGGUGCUGGGGCUCGGCGACAGCUCCCGGGCCCGGAGCCGGCAACAUAUCGUCUACUUCCCGGGGGACGUGCAGAACUACCAUGACGAGAUGAUACGACAUCCAGAAAACAUCCGUUGGCAGCAGUGGAGCCUGGAAGGAGUUGCUGCUUUGCUGAUCCAUCGUUUUCCUAAUAGUCACAUCUGGAUUGUAAAGGCUUCCCGGAUUCACCUGCAUAAGUUCAGUUGCUAUGACAACUUCGUGAAAAGCAAUCUGUUUGGUGUGCCUGAACAUAAUUCAGACUGUCGGGCUUUCAAGCACCUUCAUGCACUCUUGACCAAUGUUUUCAAGCAGGCACAUAGUAUCCUCCAUUCAUGGACGAAACCUUGUGAAAAUGCUCAUAGUUCAUUUACUUUUGCACAUGAUGAAGGCUCCAGUACACAUUGUGAAACUGCAAAUGGUUUUGCAGCUAAACAUGACCUGGAUACUACAGGUCGGCAGCGCUCUUCUGGAGCACAAAGAGAGUAUGAGGACUUGAAAUGUACCGAUCCUUCAUUGAAAUUUAUAUUAAUUGGUUUCAGCAAAGGUUGUGUGGUUUUAAAUCAGCUGCUAUAUGCACUGUCUGAAGCAAAGAAAGACAAGGAACUAUCUGCCUUCAUUAAUAACAUCAAAGAGAUGUAUUGGUUGGAUGGUGGUCAUGCUGGGGGAAACAACACCUGGGUCACCAAUCCUGAAGUCUUGAAGGGAUUUGCACAAACAGGUAUUCCUGUGUACGCACACGUUACACCUUAUCAAGUGCGAGAUGAAAUGAGAGCUUGGAUUGGAAAAGAACACAAGAAAUUUAUCCGGCUCCUUAGCGAAUAUGGUGUAAAAGUAACAAACCAACUUCAUUUUGAGAAUGAAACCCCUUCUGUGGAUAAUCACUUCAGGGUGCUUCAAGUGUUCAAAGAUGCUUUGGAUCCAUAGUGACAAAAUGAUUCCACAAUGGUCAGUUUCAGCUGUUGCUCGUGAAUCAGUAUCGAAAAAAAUGCUGAGAAGUAAUAUUGACUCUCCAAAUGCAUUUAAUAGCUUGAGGGCGGACUAAUUACAUGUAAUUUUGCCUCCCACAAAUCUCUAAUAGAGACUCAUCUGUUUUAUGUACGUUGAAGUACUGUCCUCAUUGCAUUUGUUUUGCAUUCCUUUCUGUUGCAUUUGUUGUCUUGCUGUAAAAAAAAAAAGGAUGCAUUUGUCAACUUCUCAAAACAAUUAAAACUUUAGUUUCAAGCAAAAUGUGGGACAACUGAAUUUUUCAAUAAUACCCAACUUUAUCCUAUUAUGGGCAUUCUAACACUUACUGGAUUUGCCCUCGAAUGUUGAUCAUCCAAAAAGUGCUGCAGAAAUAAUGAGAUGUUAAACUAAGGUCCCAAAAUAACACAGGAACAUCAUUGGUACAAAGUUCAAAGUGUAAAUGUAAGUGAUUUGAUUAAUAUAUUCAGAAUCUUUUCAUUUCCUUGUUGCCUGUCAUGGUUAUGACUGCUGAACUGGAAAUACCUUAGAUGGCGAGGCAAUCAGGCAUUGAAGGGAGAUUUGAAUUGCUGCAAAUCAGAUGCAUCAGAGUUUUGGGCUUU